UCGGCUCCGCCCCUGGACUCCCCCCGAGAGUUGGUAAAAGAGUCCGCCCCGCCCUUGGCCAGCCUCACUCCUGUACCCACGCCGCGGGAGACUGUCAACCGGAGCAUGGCGAAUCGGGAGAAGUCGAGUGUUGAGGGCCACAUGUUCGACGUAGUCGUGAUAGGAGGCGGCAUUUCAGGAUUGUCUGCUGCUAAACUGUUAGCUGAACAUGAAGCUAAUGUUUUGGUUUUAGAGGCCCGGGACAGAGUCGGAGGUAGAACAUACACUGUAAGGAAUGAACAUGUUGAUUACGUAGAUGUUGGUGGGGCUUAUGUGGGACCAACCCAGAAUAGAAUCUUAAGAUUAUCUAAGGAGCUGGGUUUACAAACUUACAAAAUAAACGUAAACGAGCGUCUUGUACAGUAUGUCAAGGGGAGAACUUACCCAUUUAGGGGUGCCUUCCCUCCAGUAUGGAACCCCAUUGCAUAUCUGGAUUACAACAAUCUGUGGCGGACAAUGGAUAACAUGGGAAAGGAGAUUCCAGCUGAUGCACCAUGGGAUGCCCCUCAUGCGGAAGAAUGGGACCGGAUGACAAUGAAAGAUCUCAUCGAUAAAAUCUGCUGGACAAACACUGCUAAGCAGUUUGCAUCUCUCUUUGUGAACAUCAAUGUGACCUCUGAGGCCCACGAGGUGUCUGCCUUAUGGUUCUUGUGGUAUGUGAAGCAGUGCGGUGGCACCACUCGGAUAUUCUCGAUUACCAAUGGGGGCCAGGAACGGAAGUUUGUAGGUGGAUCUGGUCAAGUGAGUGAACGGAUAACGAACCUCCUUGGGGACAAAGUGAGGCUGAGGCAUCCUGUCACAUUUGUUGACCAGUCAGGUGAAAACAUCAUCAUAGAGACAUUGAAUCAUGAAAUAUAUAAGUGCAGAUAUGUAAUUAGUGCCAUCCCUCCAACUUUGACGGCCAAGAUCCACUUCAGACCAGAGUUACCGACUGAGAGAAACCAGUUAAUCCAGCGUGUUCCAAUGGGAGCUAUCAUUAAGUGCAUGAUGUAUUACAAGGAGGCCUUUUGGAGGAAGAAGGAUUACUGUGGAUGUAUGAUAAUCGAAGAUGAGGAGGCUCCAAUUUCAAUAACCCUCGAUGACACCAAGCCAGAUGGAUCGCUGCCCGCUAUCAUGGGCUUCAUACUUGCUCGAAAAGCUGUCCAACUUUCUAAACUCCAUGAAGAUAUAAGGAAGAGGAAAAUCUGUGAGCUGUACUCCAAAGUUCUAGAAUCUGAAGAAGCUUUACAUCCAGUGCACUACGAAGAGAAGAACUGGUGCGAAGAGCAGUACUCUGGGGGCUGCUACACUGCCUACUUCCCCCCUGGGAUUAUGACUCAAUAUGGAAGGGUGAUUCGUCAACCAGUAGGCAAGAUUUACUUUGCUGGAACAGAGACAGCUACACACUGGAGCGGUUACAUGGAGGGAGCAGUAGAAGCAGGAGAACGGGCAGCUAGACAGGUCUUGAAUGCUCUGGGGAGGCUGCCAAAGCAAGACAUCUGCAUUCAAGAACCCGAAUCAGAGGAUGUCCCAGCUUUUGAAAUCACGCACACCUUCUGGGAAAGGAACCUGCCUUCCGUGUCAGGCCUGCUGAAGAUCGUUGGAUUCUCCACAUCAGUAACAGCCUUGUGUUUUCUGGCAUGCAAGUUUAGGCUGCUAACACGGUCCUGAAGUUUCAGGCUCAUGUUUUAUGCUUACUCCUUUCCAGUACCAUCAGAAGCAAAAUGUUGACAAAUAAUGGCUUUAUCGUUAGAUCUUCUUACGUACAUUGGAUGUAACCCCUCAGUUGAGCCUCAGUGUUAAAGUAAUCUACAGAGUCCCCUCAUUAAAAUCAGUAAGAUCAAGCUCCAUCUUAUUUGUCUAUGUAGUAGAUUAAUUUGUGUUGAUUGGUAGAAUAAAAGAAGCCUUGUGAUCAAUUUCUUGAUUUGAAGUUAAAGUGCUAAUCAGAAACAAUUUCCGUGCCCUCUUUUUCUUCUCUUUAACAUAAAAUGCCUGAUGAUUGCAGAAAUGAAGCAUUUAACUUACUGUAGAGGUUGAGUAGGUGAAGGCCCAGCCUGUGACCGACCUUUGCUGGCUUUAGGAAAUGAUGAACUGUAGGUUCAGAGUCCACAGGCUCACAACUUCCUGGGGUGAGCAGCUCCCACUUUGAAAGCAGUGUAGGUAGACCAAUAGGGGGACAUUUUGUGGGCCGUUGCCUCAAGAAUCUCCUGACCACUUCUAAUUCCUGUGAAGUUUCUAGACAUCUAGUCUUAGCACUACCCUCUUUGUAUAUUUUCCCUUUUUGCUUCUUAAAGAGGACAGUGUUUACCAAGGCAUAAUGAUUAAAUUGACUUACUGUGACUUUUGUGCAGCUCCCCAGGUAAUCAGAGUAAACUAGUCCUAGAGUAGGACUGUCCUCAAGAGGCCUCUCUGACUAACUGUGCAUGAGGCAUCUUCUCUUCCUCCUGGAAUAUGUCUAAACAUCACUUCAGUCAUCAUCAAUGAUAACAUUCUCUACUUAUUUCUGGAAAGCAGUAUUUUCCUCUUUUUUCAGGUAGACCCUGGCUGUCUGAAGGCCCCUAGUAGCAUAUAUAUUUUCUUUUUUCCUAUGACUAUGAUAGAAUUAGGCAGAUCUGUUAAACGUCUUCAACGUGGUUACCUUUGAGUAAAUAUUGGCAUAAAAAUGUCUCUCAAACAACUGAAAUACAUAUUAUAAAUUUCUUAUUAUUAUUUGUUGAGACUAUCAAAUGCAGAAAGGAAAUUAGGACCCUAUAUUAUAAAUUCACUUGCUUUAGUUACUAAGUUUUAUGAAAUCAUGAAAUUGAAUGAUUUCACAUAUGAAGACUAAGUUCUCUAAGAAGUAAUGUGGGCCCAGAACAGUUCCCACCUCUUGUUUUUUCCAUUUUAAAAGUGUCACAUUUUUAAAACCCCUUCCAAAGGUUUCAGCCAUAAAACAUUUCUUAACGUAAAUAUCUUGGAAAAAAUUAACACGGAUGUGAUCAAAUAGAACAGUUGAGAAGUUUCAGUGGACUCGGGUAUACAGGUGGUGGAUAAGCAGUAAUACCUUAUCCUGAAUCAUUGAUGAAUGAGCAUUUCAUUUUAAAUGAAGUUUCUAGGUAGCUGAAGCUUACACUUUUAUGUGCCAAAAAUUUUAAAUAACAUAAAAUACUUCCACACAUUAUUAAACAAGCCAGAUUCAAAUUCAUCUUUUUUUAUUAAUCAGGUCAAUCAUUAUAUGUCUCAGUUAUUUUAUACUUUUAUAAUAGAGUGAUACCAUUGUGUUUGCCCCUCUACAAAAUAUCACAUGAUUAUUUCAUAGCUGUUGAGUCUAUUCCUUCUAUAUUCUCCCAUAUUCAGUAUUUUAUUUCGUAUUGUAGUUAUCUUCAAAUACCCUUUAACCUGAUCUAUUUUUUUAUUGAAUGGUAAUUAAAGAUUGCCAGAGGAAACCACCCCAAGUGUAUUACAUAAUUACCCCUAUCAUAAAUCCAAAAUUAAGAUAUGGGCCUGGCAUGAGGACUUAAGGUCUUUGUUUUGCCUAUCUUGAGAGCAAAGAGAAGGAUUUUUCUGCCACUAUUUGCCUUUCAAUUGAGAAAGUGUUUUAGCUAACUUAGGAGUUUUGGCAAUGUCUUGGAUGUGCUCUAGUACAUGAGUUGUUGCCACAUAUCAUACCAAACUGCUUUGAGAAAUCACAGCCCUAAUCUAUUUCAGUUGUUUCUCUUCAUUAACUGAUAAGUUGUUCUGACACACCUUUUGAGAAAAGCUUCUUAACUGGCAACAAUUUUAACAGUAAUCAGUUUGUUAAUAUGUCCAAGUCUUGAAUGUUGAAAAACUGAAUAUGCAGUUUAGCCUCUUCUCAAACUUUUUAGAAAACCAGUUAACUUAUCCUAAUUAGAUCAGCCCUAUUAAGCUACAGAUUGAGUAUCAAAAUAAAUGCCAGUCCAGAUGUGCAUAGACAUGAAAUUGGAGCUGAGAACUCCCACCAUAUAGGAGAUCUUCCAACACCAAGAUACUAUAGUUUUUUUUUCUCCAACCCAAAGAAAUUGGCCAGUUUCAGCAACUGAUAGAGCAUGGCCCUGUUAAAGCAACUGCUUCACAGUUCUGGAGGCUGAGUUGGCCUCACUCCACAGUAAGAAUGAGAAUUAGAUUUUAAAAGUUAAACUUUUUGUCACAACUGUUCUAUAAGGAUUUAUGCUAUAGCAAAGAAAAAAUAUCAAAGGACUGUGAACUACAUUUAGUUUGUUUGUGAACUUGGUGCCUAGUGUUAUGUCUGAAAUCUGCCUCAAUGCUACAUGUAAGAGUAUGCAUGUGUGUGUUUUGCCAUUUAAGCAUGAUUUUGCCUGUAUGGUAGUUUUGUUGGUUAAUAAAGUGCUAAACCACCCCUGA
This is a messenger RNA of Pteropus alecto (black flying fox), 4380 nucleotides long. RefSeq names its product monoamine oxidase A (gene MAOA). The record is from RefSeq and is a predicted model, not a curated record. Bases 106 to 1689 code for a protein of 527 amino acids. The transcript has 15 exons. Gene Ontology annotation, molecular function: oxidoreductase activity. Lineage: Eukaryota; Metazoa; Chordata; Mammalia; Chiroptera; Pteropodidae.